CCUUGGCAGAGCCGGCCCAGUCCCGGCAGCGAUGUUUGCCUUGCCUGGGGCGUUGCCUGUGGGCUGCACAGGGGCCACGUCCUCGGUCCCCUGUUGAUGCUGGCGACAGGGAUGCUGCAGGCAGGGAACCCUGGCCAGCAGGGUGAACUGUGGGAUCCCCCUGCCCAGUGCCGGGCACUGGCAGGGCUGGACCCUCCUCGCCGCCGUCCCCCUUGGGCAGGCACUGGCCUGGGGGGACAGGAAGCCCCGUAGGAAGUGACUUCAGCCCCGGUUCCUCGGCCCGGCUUCCUCCCCAUUCUUGUCCUUUCCCGCUGUUGCUCUUGGCAGGAGGAGUGUGCCCGUCCUCCGGCCCCAUUCCUGGCACGUGGCCAAACUCGCCGAAAGCCGCCCCGACGCCCCCACCAUGCACUGCCCCACUGAUGCCUUCAGCCUCUCAUGGCCCUCGGGGUGUGAUGUCAGUGGAACCCGCUGUCCCGGCACUGCAGCACCGACCGGAGCAGCUCCAUCGGGAGCAUGGAGAGCCUGGACCACCCCAGCCAGGCCUACUAUGAAGGAGACCCCUCACCCGUUGACCAGGGCAUGUACCACAGCAAGCGGGACUCAGCCUAUAGCUCCUUCUCUGCCAGCUCCAUCGCCUCCGACUGCGCCCUCUCCCUCCGCCCUGAAGAGGCCGUGUCCAGUGACUCCAGCUUUCAAGGCUCCUGCAAGGCCCCUGACGGGCGGUACCUGACCACAGGGGCUGAGCCAUCUGCCAGCCGGCACCCCGAGGCCUGGCGGGCGCCUGUGCCUCCCCAGCCCCCUGUCAGAAGGGACAGCCUGCGGGCAGCCCCAGGCAGCAGAGGGGACAGGCACCGGGCGUCGGUGUCAGCGGACAUGCUGCAUGCCAAGGGCCGGUGGAUCUCCGACACCUUCCUCUGCCAGCGGGAUGGGGAGGCGGAGGCGGUGGGCGGGAGGACGCUGGCGCCGUACCCCACGAAGGACCGUCUCUCUGCUGACCAGUAUUACAUGCUGAGCUCCCACCCGGACCGGUGCCCGGCUGAGCCGCUCCUGGGGGAGAGCAUGGAGUCUGAUGACCGGCUGUACCUGGAUGGCAGCACGCACCGAGUGCCGGAUGCCACGACAGCAGGUGACAACCCGUUGCUGUCCCCCCUCAAAGGCCACGUGCCACACCGGCACAGUGCUCCCGAGCAGCUGCUGGCCUCCCAGCUCCGCUCCCUGCAGGUGGGCUCCAGCAGUGAGCGAGCCUCGCCAGCCCCCGAUGGGCACCGCUGGACCUUGUCCCCACUGCACCCUGAGGGCAGCCGGGGGGGAACCGCAGGGGCUACCCAGGACCCCCCGCUCUGCCCAGAGCCUUGCUGCCGCCCGCCGCCCUGCCACUGCUGCCCCGAGCCGCAGCGAGCCUGCGGGCAGGACAGCCGGGGGGCCAGCCCGGCGCUCAGCACCGAGGGGCCAGCGGAGGAGGAGAGCCGGGCAGGGGCCCGGCGGGCCGGGGGUCCUCCCCACCGCUCUGCUCAGAUGCGCCGCCGCAGCGACCGCUUCGCCACCAGCCUGCGCAACGAGAUCCAGCGGCGCAAGGCCCAGCUGCAGAAGAGCCGGGGUCCCGGUGCCCCCCCGCCUGGCGAGGAGCCGGUGGAGGAGACGGAGGAGCCCCCUGAGAGCAGCGUGCCGGCAGAGGGACCACCCGCCCUGGCUGAGCGUCUCAGCCCCGCGCCGAGCGAGGACGGCAGGAACGCCGGCCGCUCGGGGGACCGGGGUAUCCCCACCCCUGACCCGCUGCCAGCCCCCAAAGGGCCCCCAUCUCCCGAGCGGGCGGUGCCAACAGCCAGAGGCCGCUGGCGCUGGUCCCCGGAGCGCAAGCUGCAGCCGCAGCGCUCGCCCAGCCCCGGUGAGCUGGAGGGCUACAGCCAGGGCCCGGUGGCCCGCAGCUCCCCACCACGGGGCAUCGACGAGGCCGUCCUCCUGCCCUUUGCCGACCGCCGCCGGUUCUUUGAGGAGAGCAGCCGGCCGGCACCGCCCCAGCACAGCAAGCCCCCAGUGGGCGAUCCCGGUGCCUUCCAGUCCCACGGCCCCGAGCACCGCGACGUCCGCCGCCUCUCGGUGGACCAGCCUUACAGCCCCCCGUCCCCCAGCCGCCCUGGCUCUGCCGGCCCCUACGCUGAGUGCUGCCGGGAGCAGCUCCCCCGCUACAAGCCGCUGGGGAGGCCGGGGGAGCUGGAUUAUGUGCGGGGCUUCUCCUACCCCUAUGGGGUUCCCCUGCGCCCCGAGCCCUGCCGCUACUGCGGAGGGGACCCGUGCCCACCACCGCUGCCUCGCGGUCAUCCCUGCCACUGCCACCCCCAGCCCUGGGCGCGCUGCCCCGACUGCUGCUGCCCGGCCCCCCGUCCUGGGCGAGAGGAGAGCGACGCGUGGCCCCCCCGGAGAGCUUUCGCCCCGGAAUUUCCUCAGGGUGACUGGGAGCCACCUGCCAUAACCAGGAAAGUCAGCCAGUCUGUCAGUGAGCUCUCCCACUACCAAAUGGGCUUCCAAAGGCUCGACCCCUUCCACGCCUGCUUUGAGAGCGCCAAGCCAGAGUGGCCACCCUGCUACCGGGCCACAUCCACGCAUGACCUCUCGUGGGAUAGUGAGCGCCUGGCCCGCAUGCCUGAGAGCCCCCUGGACCCGCUGCACCGCCCGCUGCGGGGCAGAGCCUUCUCCGAGAGCCACCUCAACCUGGAGCCUGCCAGUCCCCAGGGCCGCGACCAGAAGGACCUUUUCCGUGCCAAGCUGGACCAACCUCACGUCCCCAAAAAGAAGGGCCCCCCGCCUCCCCGACCACCUCCCCCCAACUGGGAGAAGUACAGGCAGCGCCGGGCAUCCCAGCACCCGCCGGACGGUGCUGGGCACGGCUCUGCCUUUGCCGCCCCGGUGCCACCCCGCAGCAUUGCUGAUGUGGUGCGUGAGCGGUCACAGAGCCUCACCGGGGAGCAGGGGGGCCGGUCCUGGGGGCAUGCUGCUCGCCCCCCUGCUCCACCAGGUGCCUGGCCCCGUCCCGAGCCCCCUGGAUCGCUUCGCAGGACUCCUGGGCCCGAUGUUGGCAACACCGAGAAUUGCAGGGUGGCAGGGCCUGGGGAGAAGCGGCCAAAGGCAAAGCAGCCCUGGGAGAUGGAGGAGCAGCCCCAAAGGCUCAUCCGGAACCAGGAGCGGGGCUGUGCUGGUCCCUGUGGGCUGGGUGAGUGCUCGCCACCCCUGCAUGGUGGCCCCGGCCCAGCCAUGCCAGAGGCACUCAAGCCCAGUCCCGGGGCAGCGGAGGGGGUGAGCUGCCAGGGCAGCCGGCCCCAGCCCCACCGUGUGGACUCGGAGGAAGUGCUGUGGGAUGUGGCAGUCAGGGACCACGCCCUGGCCAACGUCCAUGCCCCUUUGGCCCCCUUUGGCACCACCACUGAGGUGAUGGGCGAGCUGCUGGUGUCGGGGGAGCGGCAGGCCUGGCGAGAGCGUCUCCAGCGGGACUGGCACCUGGAGGCCCUGGCACAGGACAGGCAAGGUUUCGAGCCCAUCUCGCCACCCCCUGGGAGUGUUGCCAGCUCCAGCUCCUUCCCGGUGCACUACGGUGCAGCAGCAGGCAAAGCUGAGCUGCUCAGCAAGGUGAUGGCACUGCCAGAGGUAGCAGAGGGGAGCUCAGAGGAGGAGGAGGAAGUGGACCACGAGCUGGUAGAAAAGAAGCUGCAGCUGAUCGAGAGCCUGAGCCGCAAGCUGGCGGUGCUGCGGGAGGCACAGCGGGGGCUGCAGGAGGACAUCAGCGCCAACGGGGCACUGGGCGAGGACGUGUCUGCCCGUCUGCAAGCCCUCUGCACCCCAGGGGAGUUCGACAAGUACCGCCUCUUCGUGGGCGACCUGGACAAGGUGGUCAACCUCCUGCUCUCCCUCUCGGGGCGCCUGGCCCGGGUGGAGGCUGCCCUGGGCAGCCUGGGGCCGCACGCCCCCGCCGAGGACAAGCUGGCCCUGCGGGAGAAGCGGCGGCUGCUGGUGGCGCAGCUGGAGGACGCCAAGGAGUUGAAGGAGCACGUGGGGCGGCGGGAGGAGGCGGUGGGUGCCAUGGUGGCGCGGUACCUGCCCGCCGAGCACCUCCAGGACUACCAGCACUUUGUCAAGAUGAAGUCGGCCCUCAUCGCUGAGCAGCGGGAGCUGGAGGAGAAGAUCAAGCUGGGCCAGGAGCAGCUCCGGUGCCUGCGCGAGAGCCUUGGCCAGGCCUCCAAGGGCUGCUAACCCCCUACCCAGCCUCCCUCUGGGACCCUGGCUGUGGCCCCAGCUUGCUGCCAAAGCAGAUCCAGCCCCUCAUGGGCUCUCCCUAUGUCUGUCCAUCUGUCCAGCCCCUGCCUUUUAUUUAUUUCUCUAGUUUACCAAUCAGGGGAGGGGCUGCCAGUCCAGAUGCAGACAGGGGGUGUUGUGCCAAAGAGCUGUCACGGACUCUGUGGCCACCCAGCAUCCUGUGGCUCAGCAGGACCAAAUGGAUAGAUGCUGCCAUCACCCUCAGAGCUCUUUCUGUGCUGAUAGGGGUCCUUCCACCUUGUCCUGGACACCAGUGCCUGUCCUGCUUUCGGUGCCGCACCACAUGCCUUAAACACCCCCCAGCUGCCCUGGGGCAUAUCCACGCAGUGCCUGAAAGGGUUAAAGCAUGCUUGCCCUCUG
Molecule: messenger RNA, 4665 nt
Organism: Empidonax traillii (willow flycatcher)
Lineage: Eukaryota; Metazoa; Chordata; Aves; Passeriformes; Tyrannidae
Gene: SHROOM4
Product: shroom family member 4
Exons: 8
Coding region: 514-4242 (1242 amino acids)
Biological process (GO): actin filament organization
Cellular component (GO): adherens junction; apical plasma membrane; apical junction complex
Molecular function (GO): actin filament binding
Source: RefSeq, a predicted model, not a curated record